CCUUUCAAAAAACCAUUCGAAGUCUAAAAGCAAAACAAAACCCUAAAUUUUCAAAUCCUUUUGCAUUUGUUCUCUGUAGUCUGAUUCUAAGCGAAAAUGUCUGGUCGUGGCAAGGGAGGAAAGGGAUUGGGCAAGGGAGGUGCGAAGAGGCACAGGAAAGUGCUUCGCGAUAACAUUCAGGGCAUAACGAAACCGGCAAUUCGGCGAUUGGCGAGAAGAGGUGGUGUGAAGAGAAUCAGUGGAUUGAUUUAUGAGGAGACGAGGGGAGUGCUGAAGAUUUUCUUGGAGAACGUAAUUCGCGAUGCUGUGACCUACACCGAGCAUGCUAGGAGGAAGACUGUUACGGCCAUGGACGUGGUGUAUGCCCUGAAGAGACAGGGAAGGACCCUUUAUGGUUUUGGCGGCUGAUCAAAUGCUUUCGUGAUUUCCUUUUCUGUGAAAUGUAUGAGAAUCACUCAGCCUUUGUAUGUUCGCAUAUUGGGUUCUCUUUGAAAUGAAAAUGUUUUAAGAACAUCAA
Molecule: messenger RNA, 517 nt
Organism: Vigna umbellata (rice bean)
Lineage: Eukaryota; Viridiplantae; Streptophyta; Magnoliopsida; Fabales; Fabaceae
Product: histone H4
Cellular component (GO): nucleosome
Molecular function (GO): structural constituent of chromatin; DNA binding; protein heterodimerization activity
Source: RefSeq, a predicted model, not a curated record